CCUCCUUUCAGUCCAGUUCUUCGCUUCUUUGAUUUGAUUUCAUCCCUUCGCUUGAUUUUUUUUUUUUUUAUAUAUUAUUUUUUUUCUCUGUCUCCGCCAUCCCCACCGCCCAGAUCUCCCUGUGCCUCCUCCCUCCAUCCUCCUCUGAAUAACUCGUCUGGGAGCGAUCUGGAGGGGCGGGAGGGGACCGUGGAGCCGAGCAAACCUGUGGCGGAGGAGCCGGCUGGUGGAGAGGGAGAAGAUGCCAUUCCACCAUGUGACAGCUGGCUUGUUGUACAAGGGCAAUUACCUGAACCGCUCUCUCUCGGCCGGCAGCGACAGCGAGCAGCUGGCCAACAUCUCCGUGGAGGAGCUGGAUGAGAUCCGGGAGGCUUUCCGAGUGCUGGACCGGGACGGGAAUGGCUUCAUCUCCAAGCAGGAGCUGGGCAUGGCCAUGCGCUCCCUGGGCUACAUGCCCAGCGAGGUGGAGCUGGCCAUCAUCAUGCAGCGCCUGGACAUGGAUGGGGAUGGCCAGGUGGAUUUUGAUGAAUUUAUGACCAUUCUGGGGCCUAAGCUGGUGUCGUCGGAGGGCAGGGACGGCUUCCUGGGGAACACUAUAGACAGCAUAUUCUGGCAGUUUGACAUGCAGAGGAUAACGCUGGAGGAGCUGAAGCACAUCCUGUACCACGCCUUCCGUGACCACCUGACCAUGAAGGACAUCGAGAACAUCAUCAUCAACGAGGAGGAGAGCUUGAACGAGAACUCUGGCAACUGCCAAACGGAGUUUGAAGUGCACGCCCAGAAGCAGAACCGCCAGACAUGCGUGCGCAAGAGCCUCAUCUGCGCCUUCGCCAUGGCCUUCAUCAUCAGCGUGAUGCUGAUCGCGGCCAACCAGAUCCUGCGCAGCGGCAUGGAGUAGCUGGCACGGCUCGGAGUGGUCCUGGCACGGGAUGGCCGCCAUGCAUGCGCACCCGGGAGAGCUCCCGCCCCGAUCCCACGGCACCGACACGCGGGCACAGCUGGCGCCUGCAGCGGGAGCCGGAGCCCGCAGCGUGUCCUGUGAACCAACCACAUCCUUUUGGCAGGGACAUCAAAGGGCUGUUCUAAUGCUUUAAAGGUUUUGUUUCCUAAUGCAAUAAUCCCACAUCCAGGAGUCCCGAAUUAUUGCUUCGAAACAGCAAUGGCAGCACGGAGGACGCUUGGAUCCGGCGCUCUGCGGGUGGGAGGAGGCCCAGCCUCGUGACUUGUCCUUACCCAGGGCCCAGUGACUGUCCCCCGGGCUCCCGCCGGGCCCACAUUCCCAGGAAGUUGAGUAGCAUUGCCACAAGCAAGUCCUGUUCCUUUUGUUCCACGUGUUCCAGCUUCACUUUCCUUUUCCCUUAUGACCAUGCCAUGGAGUUUACGGCAUUAGAGGGGAGCUACAGCAUCCUUGUACAGUAUUUUCUGAGGAAAAAAGGAGAGAAUUUGCCAGCACCAUACAAAAUGUCUAUUUUUUGCUUCAUCAACUCCACCUUUGACACGUGACUGUGGGAUAGCAGGAGUCUGUUGGCCAUUUUUUCCCGACUGUGAAUCAGGGCUUGAGGAGCACCCCUUGUUUUCCCACCUGGGCCUUGCUGAACUUGUGCAAAGUCUUCCAAGGGACUCUGCCACCACCAGCGCCAGUUAAACCUCCCUCUCCUCAGGCCUCUGCAUAUUCAGCAUUUCCUCUUCAGCAGUUUUACCCUUCUACUUUAUUGGUCUUCAAUAAUUUUUUCCCAGGUGAAAAUCCUGAGGGAAGCACUUCCUGAGCUUUCCUCCCCUCUCCUUGCCUGCACAAUUUAAAUUUAUUCCAUUUCAUGUGACCCGGUUAUGAUCUGCAGUGAAUCCUCCGUGGCAGACAUCAUCCUGUGGGAGAGGUUUUAUUUUCACCCACAUGGUAAAGUGUUGAUUUGACCAGCCAGCUUCUCCAUUCCAUUCCAGGAUCCAUCCCACCACCCCCAUCCCAUGGCAGGCUCCAGCAGGGGCCAUUGGAAAAGCUGAGCUCAUCAGGAGAAGAAGGAACCCAACCUGAGCCCACCCCUGUGUGCUUGGAGUGUGUCAGACUUCCAGAUCUGCGGAGCCUUAAGUGGUUUUCCUGGAAUUACAUUUUAGGGAGCAGCAAGGAGAAGAUGGAAUGGUGCAGAGCAGGUACACUGCACGGGAAGUGCAAGGAGCCAGUUUGACUUGGGAAGGGUGUUUUUCCUUUGAAACUUGACACAAAUCCAUGCAUUUCCCUUUGGAUGAACUGUGCCCCAGGGUGCCACACCAGGACAGAGGUGAUCUCCUGCCCUCCUGGGAGAUCCCAGCUGGUGAUCAUGGAGUGCUCCAAGGGAGUUCCAUGGAGGCACUCGGGUGUUGGAGGGGGAUGGCUGUGCUGGGAGAGCUCCAGGCACACCCAGGAACCCUGAGAUGUUGCUCCUGGAAAUGGAGGUGACUGUUCCCUGUGCCAUAGGAGGGGCAGGAUGGCUCCCCCAGCGGUUGCACAGCCCCAGCCUCCCUCAUCCCACCCUGCAGCCAUUGACUUACACUGGAUCCAUCCCCAACCUCAUUCCAGCUCUUUUCUUUCUACCACUCUCAGUGACAUUUAUCUGUAUUUUUAGCAGCCUAAUUUAAAAAUCUGCUGCUCGUUGUCCUGUCUCCCACCACCUUUUAAACUCAAGUCACCUUUAAGUGUCUCAGUGUCCUACCUCUACCUUUUCCUGCCAUUUUCCUGGUGUCCCCUCCAUCCCAAAGACAGCACCUUUUCCACAGCAGCUGAGUUGGUUUUAUCUGCCUUUCCCAAACACGUAAUUCCUGCAUUUCUGUUCUGCUGUGACCAAUAGAGGUGAACUGCAGAAUAUUCCAUAAAAAAAUGACUGUCUCCCAGAAGGUGGAGAGAUUUCCAUUUGCUACAGGGCAGCAACAGAAUAUCUGUGGGAUAUUCUGGUGUGGGAUUCUCAGUACUGGGAGCCCAGACACAUUUUCUGUGCUGGGCGUUGCGGAUAACGAACUUGGAGAUCAUUUUGAGAAAACUCAUCUCCACUUUUAGGUCUCAGGGGUCUAUGGAAAGGUGGCAGCUGUGAGAAAAAAGUCUAAAUGUUCCUUGCUACCAAGGAAUACUCAUUUUGUCCCUGGGAUUGUGCUGGAGUGAGCAUGGGGAGAUGGAAGUGGAGGGGAGGGAUGGGGGAGCACAGGGCGGAGUCAUGCCUCAAUUGAGCCCAAACCCAAACCCCCAAACCCACAACCCCAAACCAGGCAUUUCCUCACCCUUCCGCACCCAUGUCCCACAAACCCCCAGCAGACUCCAGGCCCAGCAGCACUUCUUGGACAAUGAUUGUCUGCAUUCCUUGAAGCUUUCUGGAAGGCUCCAGAAUUGCCUCCUGCAUGCCCCAUAAACCCUUGUAAAUAGAGCCAUUCUCCAGCCCAACCCCUCCCCUCCCAGUUCCAUCUGUAAAGCCAAACCUAUAAUGAAUAUAUUGGUAAAAGCCAUAGCCUGGUGUCAGUAGAGUUCAUUGCACAACUCCCCACUGAUUUUACUGGGUACAGGAUUUUUGGGGCUUUGGGGUGUGAUUUUUCUGUAGGGAGCCUCACUUUUCCGUUAUGAAUCAGGGUCAUGUCUUGGCAGAGGUCUCCUUUCCCUUCCUAGAGCAGCCUUCCUCCAUCCCCAGGCGUUCUGAAGAGAUCCCUUCUUUAAUCAGUGGCUCCUGGCAAUGCAGGAUGGAUCAGGCCAAGCUAUUCCAUCCUUUCCUUCCCCACAACCUUCCCAUCCAGCAGCACUGAAUGUUUCCUACCUCCCUCCCUGGCUCCAUUUAUGUAACAUCCAUUUAUCUCUUUCUUUUUUUUUUCCCCUUCUACACAAGAGGGGAAAAAUAGGGCUUUUUGCUGCUUUUACAGACAGGAGGUAAAAAUAGAGCAGUAAAAUUCUGAUUGGAACCUGAUGGCAAAAGCUGAGGGGGGAGAAAGCAGAAGAAUCAAAGACAUAAAAAUAAAAACCCCACAUCCCAUACUUUAAGGAAAAAAAACCCCUUAUUUAAGUGCUAAUUAACAUACUUUAAAAAAUACCCAGACUGCAGCAGAGCUGUCAGAAAAAGCUCUAAACUUCUGCUCUUGCCAGUUCCAGGAGGAUUGAAGUGUCUUUUCAGCCCUGCAGUUCUGGAGGAACAGGAGAUUGCCAUGGCAACCCUGGCUGUUCGUGACAUGGGUGCCACUGUGGCAGAGCACACAUGAUCCCAGACUUCCAGGGAUGGGCAAACAGCUCCCAGCAGUGGGACAGGGGCUUUUCAUGGAUUAGGAAAUUAUUAGGAAUUCGUGAGCAACUCUGUUGGCUUGGCCACAAAGAACUGUGUGCAAUUAAGGGGAUUGACGUGCAGGGAAGGCUUUGAGAGGGACGUGAUGAUUUCAGCCCGAGAGAGGCUUUGGUUUCAUUCAGGCUUGAGCACUCCCUGUCCUGGGCUUACUGAGGACUCCUUUAGAAGGUUCUCCAUGUGGGGAUCAAGCUCUGGUGGGAAGGAUUUGGGUUCCUGCUCCUGCACCCCUGAUCACCACUGCCCUUGACUUCAGCCGUUGGCUUUAGCAGUGAUCCUGAUCCAUGCUCCUGGAGAAGCCAGCAGAAGGAGCAGCAGCCUCACCAAUGCUGAAAUAAUUUGGAGGGAAGUGAAUUCCAGCAAAAGCUGCUGAAAGAACACUGCUCACCUGUCAGAGCCAAAUCAAUUCCUUCAGGGCAGCCAUGAGGAAACCACAGCUGGGGAGUUCCAGGCAGGACAGGUUCAGGGGCUUUGUCCUGUGCACCACCAGGAGCUGGACUUGAGGUCCUUGUGGGUCCCUUCCAACUCAGGAUAUUCCAUGAUGGUGGUGCUGGUGGCCCUGGAGAGCCAGAUCCUGCUCACAGCCAGUGACACCUGGCAGGUGUCACCUCCAGUGCCACCCACUGGCUCCUCCACGAGUACACCACAGAGGAGGAAUUUCUGAGAAGAAGCAAUGUCAACAUAACUGAAAGAUUUAAAUUAGGAAGGCUUGGCUUCCACAAUCCUAAGCAUGGUCCUCAUGCUGUGGGAGGUGAUAGGGAAUUAGAGAGAGUUCACAAAAUCAUUCUCCUUCCACCUUGAAGGACACCCUCAUAUCCCCAGGCACUGUCAGCACCUGGGACAGUGAUCACAGGCCCCAGGUCUAGGGUGAGCAGGAGGAUGGGAGGGAGGAGCACCCCCAGCUCCUGUCCCUGCUCCCUGGUGAGCCAAGCUGAAUUUCUGGGUGUAAUCCAGUUCAUUUGAGAGGUUCCAUUCUGGUUAUCCAGAGGUUUCACCUGCUGGACACGUGCAGUGGCAGGGCUGGAUGUUGGUUGCUUUAAUUCCAGCAGCUUGGAUAACCCUCUUUACAAGUUGGGCUGAGUAAAGAGGGGUUUUAAAUCCAGAACUAGGAUAGGAAGCAAGCAAAGCAAGCCAAGCUAGAAAAUAUUCCCAAAGCUGCCACUCUGGAUGGCUCAAAUCCGUUUGGAUGAGCUGAGCACCCACUGGUCCUUUCUUCCAUGGAAGCUUAGGAAUAUUUUGCCCCAAAAACCAACUCUGCACCUCCUGUCUGUUGCAGAAGAACCAAACAUCUCCUGGGCCACCCCUGGCACUGGGAGGGGCUCCAGGUGACUGGGAGGGCUCCAUUCUCAGUGAGGGCCCCAGGACAAGGGGGGACUCAGCUUUUCCCAUGGAAAACUUGGCCCCUGCACGUGCUGGGAGCUGCCAGGGCUGUCACCACCCCGAGGUGACAGGAGCACAGCCCCCGUCAGCCCUGCAUCAGUGAGGGGAGAAGCAGUGGGAGGAAUGACAUUAAAAUCUCUAAGAAUGAAGUCCCUUAUUUUACCCACCCCUGUAAUCCAUGAUUUAGUUCCUGCUUUAUGGAUGAGCAUUUGAAAGAAGAAAAACCAAUUCUUCUAAAAAUGAGAAUCUGAUGAAGUGUCUUUUUUUCUGGUCUCUGAAUCACGCUUCCAUUCCACUGAUGAAGAUGUACAGAACUUGCUGGGUUUCAAUCUAUUAUUUUACCCUCCUGUGCUCUGACAGUGCAAUUACAUUUCCCUGGCAUCACUUAAAACCUGUUCCUUUCCCAGGAAUUUAAUGCAGAAAAAGAAAAGUUUCAUCAUAUUUUCAUAUCUUUAUGUUGUUGGCUGUUAUCAGGAUGGGGUCUGUAUUUCUCCAGUUCAAGAAGGACAUUUUAGGCAGCUGUAGGAUGUGACGAAGCUUCACCAAGAGCGAGGUGGGCAGAAAAUCUAAGACCCUUUUAAUUGGAAAUGUGAUCCACUUGCACCUUUCCAGUGGCAAAAGUCUGGAAAACUGCUGUAAUUUGGCAACUUGACUGUGAAAUAACUGCAGCCCCAGAAGAGGGAGAAAGGAGAAAAAAAGAAAUCCUCUGGAUCUAGAGCUCAGUACUUGACAAUUUGAUGAUGAAAGUACCACAGGGUUUUUUUUUAAAUUUUCUGCCAAGACUGACCAAAAUACUUUGUAGCCUUGAAAACCAUUGCUAGAGGACAUUGCCAUUUCCCGCCCAAUCAUUUCCCCAGCUGCUCCUGGCCUGUCUUUGCCAGCAUCCCAAAACAGCAGCUGGAUUUGCCCCUCUUUAGGUGAGAUCCAUGUUCCAGCUUUCCUUUCCCAGCUGGUCCUGGGUCUCCAUCAGACAGCCAGGAGACCUUGGGAAGCUCUGAGGUAGCUCUGGUGCCACCAGCACUUGGGGCACCUUCUAUCCCCCCUGGGGGCCAUUCCAAAGGGUGCAGGUGAUGUUGUUGACAUCAGUCCCCAAAUUCCUGCCUCUGUCCCUACUGCAGCAGCCUGAGGGUGGGCUCACCCUCCUGAGCAUCCCUUCCAGAACAGCCAAAGCCCUUCCAGCUGUUGUUCCUCAGAUUUAUCUGGGCUGGGUGAGGAAAGGAGUGCAGGUUACCCAUGGGCCCCAGGGUCAGUCAGAAAUAACUCAUUUGAGUUAACUGGAAUAAGCCCAGGACCCAGGCUGCUGCCAUUUAAUCCACAGCAGGAUCUAAGGAAUCAAUGCCUCCAGAUUCAUCUCCAGGAAGGUCUCCACUAAUCCCUGUGUCUCCCUUUUGUCACAAGCUCAUGUUUUCCAGCCAUUUACUGUUCAUUUGUAAAUUCACCGGGGUUUUUUGGCUUGUUAAUGAAAGACAUGGCUUUUUAAUUAAACUUCACAAAGUCAGCAGCAUAAUAGUAAAAAUAAAAAAAUCCUAACAAAAAUCCUUUGUACAAAACACUGUAAAUAUUAAUAUAAAUUAACUGGGCAUGCAACUGAAAUAAAUCCUAUGUUAUUACAAGUUAUCUGAGUGUAUAAAGGAGUGUAUAAAGGAAAACUGAAUGCCAUAUGUAUCAGCUGUUCCCUCUAACCAAACUCUACUGUAAAUAUAUAAUCUGUAUAAAA
Serinus canaria (Common canary) is the source of this 7377-nucleotide messenger RNA. RefSeq names its product calneuron 1 (gene CALN1). The transcript has 6 exons. Lineage: Eukaryota; Metazoa; Chordata; Aves; Passeriformes; Fringillidae. Bases 242 to 898 code for a protein of 218 amino acids. The record is from RefSeq and is a predicted model, not a curated record. Gene Ontology annotation, molecular function: calcium ion binding.